ACUUUUCCCCGCAACUCGUUGUCCAGACGUAAAUAUGCUGCCUCACUGCGAAAAAAAAAGUAUUGCAUGCGUAUUGCAUUUUUGUUGACACAACACGCGAGCUCAAGUUGAGGCCGGUAGUUGAGGGUUUGAUUAUCAUUAUUUCGGCGUAUAUUUGAUCUUUGAAAAGGAUCGAAAAUGGCGUCCGUAGCAGGUUCCAGUUCGUCCACUUCAAGUACUCAGAAUCCUAACGCUGGACAAGGACAACAUCAAAGCUGGAGGGAGAGGGCGUUCGUCUCGGAGCUGCCAUCCGACUUCCUGCGGCCGGACGGCGAGUCGGCCCCUUCCGGCGCCGGCUCCACGCAGGAGGAGCUCGACCGGCAGGCGGCCCUGGCGCUGGCACGUCACUACAACAGCCGGCGACAGAUGCCGGCCACGCAGACGGCUGCCGGCAGACUCAACCUCACCAUCGCACAGGCGAAGCUGACCAAGAACUACGGCCUCACGCGUAUGGAUCCGUACGUGCGCCUGCGACUGGGUCACUGCGUGUACGAGACGCAGACGUGCUACAACGGCGCGACCAACCCGCGCUGGAACAAGUCUGUCAUGUGUUACGUGCCGCACGGAGUAACCUCGAUGCACCUGGAGAUCUACGACGAGUGCUCCUUCACCGACGACCAGCUGGUCGCGCAGGCCACCAUUCAGAUUCCGGACUGCGUCAUCACCGGCGGAGAGACCUCAGAUGACUGGCACCCGCUCUCGGGCAAACAGGGCGACGGCAAGGAGGGCAUGAUCAACCUCAUCAUGAACUACACGCCGAUGUCGGGUGACAUGAGCGUGCCGGCGAUGCCCGGUCAGAUGCCGGUGAUGGUGGCACCCCAGCCCUACAUCGGCCUCAUGCCCACCAUCGGCGUACCCGUCUACUCGGCGCCGGCCGUGCCCACGCCCCAGGCGCAGCCGCCGGCCCGGCCGCCGCCCGUCACUCCCGAGGACGUGGCCCAGCUGAAGGAGAUGUUCCCGGCCAUGGAUGACGAGAUCAUCCGCUCUGUGCUGGAGCAGCGCGGCGGCGAUAAGGGCGCCGCCACCACCAGUCUCCUGGAGCUCACCGAGACGUAGUGGGGCGCUGCCGCCGGCCCGGCCACGUCUGUGUGUCUGUCUGUGUGUGGCCGGGGCUGUGAGGUCGGGGUGAGCCGGUCGUCCCAUAUCGCCCGGUGUUUCCUCUUCAGAGCGGGGCUGAGUGACUGCCGUGGUGAGCUCGAUGGGAGUUAUUGAGCUCACUGAGGGUGCGAUUCAGAGUAUGCACAUUGCACAGCGGUUUAAGUAACGCCGCUGUACCGCGGUGUAUGUCUUACUCGGAGCUUAUUGGACGUCCUGACGUUCGUUUGUGUCGAAAUCUCCCCGGGCUGCUAUGCCUCGAUGUGGCUUCUCAUGAUCCACGCCUUGCUACUCCGCUUUUUAAACCACCUCUGACCUCGCUUGGUCACUAAACUGCGUAGUGCGUAGUGUACUUAAUGCGCACCUUUUCUUGCCUUCAAUUUCUACCCAAGAUACCGCUGAUGUUCAGAGUUGUUUGAAGUUUGUUGGCUUGGAAUGUGCUGUGGUUUUCUUCUUAUUUUGUCAUUUCAAACUAGCUGUCCGUUUUACGAAUCGGACAUGAUCGUCACGAUUGAACGAAGCGUGCGUCUCUCAAACCACCCCUCUGACGCUGCUCUGGAUGCCCGAGUCUCGCUCUUGUAACGCCCAAUGACCCGGGCGGACUGCCAGCCGGCCGGCCACUAACCCCAGCCUGUAACUGCACUGUUACCUCCCGCCCCGCACGCCAUGCUUUGUGAUGGGUUUCUGUAGGGGCCAGACGCCUCAGUGAGUUUAUCCCACUGUGAGCCGCGCGUUCUAAUUGUUUAUUGGUUUGAAUCAAAAUGGAUAUGUUAUAUUCAUACAUCGAGGAGGCAUCUAUAGACGCUAUUUUUGUAUCUGUGAUUAUCAUGGGCGGCUGUUGUGUUCAACGCUCGGCUAACUGCUGUAAAUAGUGCUUCAGAGUCGUGUACGUAUAUUCACAAGUAUAAUAAAUUUGCACGUAAGA
Amphibalanus amphitrite is the source of this 2059-nucleotide messenger RNA. RefSeq names its product toll-interacting protein A-like. The transcript is spliced from 7 exons. NCBI's taxonomy places the organism in Eukaryota, Metazoa, Arthropoda, Thecostraca, Balanomorpha, Balanidae. Gene Ontology annotation, molecular function: ubiquitin binding; ubiquitin conjugating enzyme binding. Gene Ontology annotation, cellular component: cytoplasm. The record is from RefSeq and is a predicted model, not a curated record. Gene Ontology annotation, biological process: ubiquitin-dependent protein catabolic process. Bases 178 to 1095 code for a protein of 305 amino acids.